Messenger RNA from Cyphellophora attinorum, 822 nucleotides. RefSeq names its product Orotidine 5'-phosphate decarboxylase. The record is from RefSeq and is a predicted model, not a curated record. Gene Ontology annotation, molecular function: orotidine-5'-phosphate decarboxylase activity. Gene Ontology annotation, biological process: 'de novo' pyrimidine nucleobase biosynthetic process; 'de novo' UMP biosynthetic process. Bases 1 to 822 code for a protein of 273 amino acids. NCBI's taxonomy places the organism in Eukaryota, Fungi, Ascomycota, Eurotiomycetes, Chaetothyriales, Cyphellophoraceae. Gene Ontology annotation, cellular component: cytosol. The transcript is spliced from 2 exons.
AUGGCAUCGAAAAGCCAUCUGUCCUUCGCUGAGCGUGCGGUGAACCACCCAAGUCCGCUCACCCGGCGCCUGUUCGAAAUUGCAGAGCAGAAGUCCACCAACAUCGUUCUCUCCGCAGAUCUGACCAGCACAGCUGAACUACUCAAAAUAGCUGAUGAUCUCGGCCCAUACAUUGCAGUUCUCAAAACACAUAUUGACAUCAUUGACGACUUCAGCCGCAAGACAACGGAUGGAUUGGUCGAGCUCUCGAAGAAGCACAACUUUCUGAUCUUCGAAGAUCGCAAAUUCAUCGAUAUCGGCAACACUGUCCAGAAGCAAUACCGUGGGGGUGCUCUACGAAUCCAUGAGUGGGCACACAUCGUCAAUGCUGCUGUCCUACCAGGUCCAGGAGUCAUUCAGGCACUGGAGGAGACCAUCAAGACUCACAAUGUCACCGAUCGUGGGGUCUUGAUACUGGCUGAGAUGACUUCGAAGGGAUCUUUAGCCGUGGGCAGCUACACGGAAGCAUCUGUUGCCAUCGCCAAACAAUAUCCAUCAACAGUCAUGGGUUUUGUCUGCACAAAGGCGCUAUCUGGUCUCUCCUCGGAUGCCACUGAUGAGGAAGACUUCGUUGUAUUCACUACUGGCGUGAACAUGGCCAGCAAAGGAGAUGCACUUGGCCAACAGUAUCAGACUCCUACGACUGCCAUGGCUGGAGGCUCGGACUUUCUCAUCGCUGGACGAGGUAUCUACGCCAACAACGAUCCUGUGAAAGCGGCAGAAGCAUAUCGCAAGGCAGGAUGGGAUGCUUAUCAGGAUCGCAUUGGAAAGAAGGCUGAGUGA